Messenger RNA from Perkinsus marinus ATCC 50983, 1137 nucleotides. RefSeq lists its product as hypothetical. NCBI's taxonomy places the organism in Eukaryota, Perkinsozoa, Perkinsida, Perkinsidae. The annotation marks the transcript as partial. Gene Ontology annotation, cellular component: cytosol; nucleus. Gene Ontology annotation, molecular function: carbohydrate binding; peptide-N4-(N-acetyl-beta-glucosaminyl)asparagine amidase activity. Gene Ontology annotation, biological process: protein quality control for misfolded or incompletely synthesized proteins; carbohydrate metabolic process; protein deglycosylation. The record is from RefSeq and is a predicted model, not a curated record. The transcript is spliced from 3 exons.
GGCGACUAUGGUUAUUUUCUCGUUAAUGCUAUCAUUUCCCGUGACGAACCACAGCAAUCUGUGUCGUUCGCUCCGCUGCAGACUACUUACAAGCCACACUACUUCAAGUCAUCGGCUCUGUAUCCUGGUAACGCUGAUAUGGGUGGCGCUAGGAUUGAAAUGACCCCGACGGAACAUGCUGCAUUUUUUCGGUUUUCUUUUCCACCCAAGGUCAACUCAACGGUGCUUGUGAGACUAUUUGACUAUAGCUCAUCGACACCAGUCGUCCUCGACAAGGAGGGUCGUUUUUCUACUCAAACCAGUGUUAACAACGGUGGUGUAUUGCCUGGGUUCGCCAUGUUUAUCAAUGGGGCAAUUGACCCACCACCUGCACGCAUGCGCAACGUAGAUGGUUCAAUCAUGCUGGAGUAUGAUGCUGCGGAAAAUAAUAAAAGACUUUCGGUACACCUCCGUAUCGCUACUUCUUUUAUCUCUAAUGAACAAGCUCAAGUAAAUUUGGCGAGGGAGUUACCUUGGUGUAAGAACUUUGAUACUUUCGUGAAGGAAGGUGAAGACGUAUGGCAAACACGCCUAAGUCUGGUUACCUAUGAUACAGUACAGCGAAACAGUAACUUUUUGAGAACUUUUUAUACCAAUUCCUAUCGAACUAUGCUGUUCCCGAGACUCCUUGGUGAAUAUGAUCAGAAUAAUCAACUCGUGCACUACAGUGUUUAUACUGGGAAAGUCGUUCCCGGCGAGUUGGCGACUGACAGUGGCUUUUGGGAUGCUUACAGGACGGUUUACCUCUGGUUAAGUGUUGCCGCUCCGGACAUUCUAGAUCGCCUUCUAGAAGGGUGGGUGAAUGCCUAUAAGGAAGCUGGAUGGUUACCGACGUGGGCGUCACCUGGCCAGAGGGGCUCUAUGGUUGGCACUAUGGGGGAUGUGGUUUUUGGUUGGGCGAUAAUUGCCAACAAGACGCCGCAUUUGGCUGAUGAUAUGUACGCGGCCAUCCGGAAAGACGCUUUUGUGGAACGUCCUAAGAACUCGCAGUUUGGAAGAGAAGGACUUGGCGCGUACUCCGACCGAGGAUACAUUCCGGUUAAAUCAAGUGUGUCCGAAGUCGUAUCGAGAGGCCUCAAUUUCGCCGAGGCCGACUCU